AUGACGAACACGUCAUCCUCUGACUUCACCCUCCUGGGGCUUCUGGUGGACAGUGAGGCUACGGGGAUUGUAUUUACAGUGAUCUUUGCUGUUCUCGUGGUGGCUGUAACUGCAAAUUUCGUCAUGAUAUUCUUGAUUCAGGUGGACUCUCGCCUCCACACCCCCAUGUACUUUCUGCUCAGUCAGCUGUCCAUCAUGGACACCCUUUUCAUCUGUACCACUGUCCCAAAGCUCCUGGCAGACAUGGUUUCUAAAGAGAAAACCAUUUCCUUUGUGGCCUGUGGCAUCCAGAUCUUCUACUUGACCAUGAUUGGUUCUGAGUUCUUCCUCCUGGGGCUCAUGGCCUAUGACCGCUACGGCUGUCACCCUCUGCGAUACCCAGUCCUGAUGAACUGCAGGAAGUGUGUUUUGCUGGCUGCUAGCGCCUGGUUUGGUGGCUCCCUCGAUGGCUUUCUGCUCACUCCCAUCACCAUGAAUGUCCCUUACUGUGGCUCACGCAGUAUCAACCAUUUUUUCUGUGAGAUCCCAGCAGUUCUGAAACUGGCCUGUGUGGACACGUCCUUGUAUGAAACUCUGAUGUACAUCUGCUGUGUCCUCAUGUUGCUCAUCCCCAUCUCUCUCAUCUCCACCUCUUACUCCCUCAUCUUGUUAACCGUCCACCACAUGCGCUCUGCUGAAGGUCGCAAAAAGGCCUUCGCCACUUGUUCCUCCCACUUGACUGUAGUUAGCAUCUUCUAUGGGGCUGCCUUCUACACAUACGUGCUGCCCAGGUCAUUCCACACCCCCGAGCAGGACAAAGGAGUGUCAGCCUUCUAUACCAUUGUCACGCCCAUGCUUAAUCCUCUCAUCUACAGUCUCAGAAACAAGGACGUCAUGGGGGCAUUUAAAAAGGUAUUUGCAUGUUGCUCAUCUGCUCAGCAAGUAGCAACAAGUGAUGCUUAG
Symphalangus syndactylus (siamang) is the source of this 942-nucleotide messenger RNA. It is a transcript of the gene OR2T11, whose product is annotated as olfactory receptor family 2 subfamily T member 11. Gene Ontology annotation, molecular function: olfactory receptor activity; G protein-coupled receptor activity. The record is from RefSeq and is a predicted model, not a curated record. Gene Ontology annotation, biological process: G protein-coupled receptor signaling pathway. Gene Ontology annotation, cellular component: membrane. NCBI's taxonomy places the organism in Eukaryota, Metazoa, Chordata, Mammalia, Primates, Hylobatidae.